This is a messenger RNA of Perca flavescens (yellow perch), 1725 nucleotides long. Its product is annotated as sterile alpha motif domain-containing protein 12. The record is from RefSeq and is a predicted model, not a curated record. Bases 173 to 451 code for a protein of 92 amino acids. Gene Ontology annotation, biological process: cell surface receptor protein tyrosine kinase signaling pathway. Gene Ontology annotation, molecular function: protein binding. The transcript has 4 exons. Gene Ontology annotation, cellular component: cytoplasmic side of plasma membrane. Lineage: Eukaryota; Metazoa; Chordata; Actinopteri; Perciformes; Percidae.
AACAAGGAUGUGUCGAGCUCGAGCGCGCCCAUCCUUGGGCGGAGCCGGGAAGAAGAAUGUACCUAAUGUAACCGAAUCUAACACUUUUAACAGGUACAGACUCGCCGUUAGUAGCCCAUCAGGCUAUCUAUCAGGAGCAAACCGGACCGGAGGGUGAUGUGGUUGCAGAGUGAUGGGCCUUUCGAAGCGAGUGUCAUCGUGGUCGGUGGAAGAAGUGUUGGAGUGGGUGCAGGAUCAGUACCCGACCCACAUGGGCACGCUCCAUAAAGCCAUAAUCAAGCACGCUAUAUCAGGGCGUGCAUUGCUGAGACUAAAGGACCAUCACUUGGAGCUACUCGGGGUGGAGGCUGAGGAACAGCAGCAGGAAAUCUUGCAGGGCCUCCUCCUCCUCAGAGUUCAUGAAGAAAUCAAUGAACUCAAUGAAAUCUGCUCUGAGUGUUUUUCUCUAUAGCAGAGAAUAAAUGUCUUCAGGAGGAACGGGGCUUACUUUUUUCAAAUUUUCCGUCCAUUCAUUCAUCCAUGUGAAGGAGAGAGAACAGUGGGAGUGUGGAAACAACAAGAGAAGGUGAAAGUGAAAGAAGAAUCAAUGAAGAAUGAAGAGAGAAAGAAACCCAUUUCCUGUGUGAAAUCUGACCUGUGCAGAUGGAUGGGAUUAGUUUUUGUCUGAGUGUCUUUUUCUGAGCUCUAGUGUCCAUUCGUCUCUGUUUUCUGUCUAUCUCUAAAGUGGGUUUACAUCCCAUCAGUGUAUCACAAAAUGGUUUUAGCUACGUCAAACCAUUUUUGGUCCAGACUGAAAUAUCUCAACAGCUACUGGAUGAAUUGUAAUGAAACUUUCUACAGACAUUCACGAUUCCCAUCAAACACGUUUAUUGUCAACACAAUGCUGACGGUCCUAAGUGAAAUAACAAAUAACAAGCUGUUCUUCUUUCAGCUUUCUUGUUGGGUUUUCCUGGAGAAAAUAUUCUGGCAAAAUCAUGACAGAAAAUGAAUGACCAACAAUUUUGGGUCAUUAAUCAAGCAGAAGAUGCCAAACAUUUGCUUCUUAAAUGUGAAGAUUUCCUGUUUUGCUAUGUUUAACAUCAUUGUAAAUUAUAUACAUUUGGACUUUGAACUGUUGCUAGGACUAAAAGCCGUUUGAAGAUGAUACGUUGUGUCAUGGGAAAUUCUGAUGGGAUUUUUUUUCUACAAGCGAACUGAAAGAAAUGGUCAAACCUACGAAGAUAAUUCGGUAAACCAGAAUAAGUGGAUAGAGGAGAAGAGGAUGACUCCUACUGACUUUGGUGACCCACUGACUUUUCCUCCAGUGCCAUUAGGUCAACAUUUGUGGUUUUGAGGGGAAAUGUCUCAAAACUUCUGGAUGGACUGGUACAGAUGUUCACGUCCCCCUCAGGAUGAAUUGUAAUCUGUUAAUUUUUCCUCCUCAAGUUGACUCUGCUCAACUGGUCGGUCAGGGUUUUCAGCUGUGGACAUCGAAGUAAACACAGGAUGGGGGUGUUUUUUUAUUUAUUAAUUAUUUUAUAACUUGUAAAUAUCUUAUGCAAGUGGUCCUAAAACUUUCAGAUGCCUAUUUUAUAUAAUGCCCUUUUUCCUUCAUUUAUGUAAGCCUACUUUUAAUGUGUAUUCUAGGCAUCUCUACCACUCAAAGUUUUUAUUACAUACAGUAAAAGGUCAUUAUUUCUAAACCUUUUGGUUUGAUGAAUAAAAAAUGCUGCCUUGGCAACACAA